Messenger RNA from Diprion similis, 736 nucleotides. Its product is annotated as E3 SUMO-protein ligase NSE2-like. Gene Ontology annotation, molecular function: SUMO ligase activity; zinc ion binding. Gene Ontology annotation, cellular component: Smc5-Smc6 complex; nucleus. Lineage: Eukaryota; Metazoa; Arthropoda; Insecta; Hymenoptera; Diprionidae. Bases 79 to 711 code for a protein of 210 amino acids. The transcript has 5 exons. Gene Ontology annotation, biological process: double-strand break repair via homologous recombination; protein sumoylation. The record is from RefSeq and is a predicted model, not a curated record.
GAUUUAGCCCCUUCUUUUAGACACGUUUUGUUGAAAUUUACUCGUAAUAUUUAUAUUUCCAGCUGAUAUUUCGACAGAAUGAGCUCUCUACAGGAAGCUCCUAAAGAGAUCUACAACUUGUAUUUGCAAACGGCUUCAAAUAUCGUGACUUAUUUCGAAGAUGAGUCACAAGAAGAAAGAUUGAAAGAAUUAACAGACCUAGCAGAGGUCAGCUCUAAGCUAGAUUUAAAACUGAAGAAAUCGUGUGAAAUUUUAGAACGCUUAUCCGCACCACAAGAUGAUUUCAAUGGAAAUCAGGAAAUAAUUGAUCAUGCGGAAACACUGGAGCAAUUUACCCAUGAAAUAGCUGGCAUUGACACAGAUGUUUCUAAGCACAAGAAAUUUCAGGAUUUUCAACGACAAGUUCAAGUUCUCAUAGAAAAUACAAGAUUGAAUAACGCAGCCAAUGUGAAUGAUGACGAAUUGGUGCUUACUCAAAAUGAUAUAAACGUCAUCGAUCCCAUCACUAAGAGGCGAAUAAACGAUCCUGUCAGAAACACAGUUUGUGGUCAUGUUUAUGAUCGCGGAAGUGUUGAAGCUUUGUUAAAAGCAAAUAAACAAACAAGAUGCCCAGUUGCCGGUUGUGGAAAUAAAAAUUACCUACAGCUGGACAAUCUUCAGACGGAUAUUCUUACCAAACGAUAUUUAGACCGAAAUCCUGAUACGGACUGAUGCGUACUGAUAGAACUAAAUUAGU